Messenger RNA from Arabis nemorensis, 1434 nucleotides. The record is from the annotation of a GenBank genome assembly. Lineage: Eukaryota; Viridiplantae; Streptophyta; Magnoliopsida; Brassicales; Brassicaceae.
AUGACUACCAGAGAAGCCUCCGUCGAAAUCAUCACUACUGUACCCCAGAAAUUCUGGCUGGCUAAGACAUUCGUCUUAUGGGAUCUGGAAGAUUGCCCAGUCCCUCCUGAUCUCACUGCUGCUUCGGUCUAUUGUAAUAUCUUAUCAGCUAUCGGUAAUAUGGGUUACAUUGGUAGCUUUUAUCUCCAUGCUUAUUCUCUUAAGAACGAACCAGAGUUUGUUCAAGGGCUUGAACAAGCCUUUGGAUUUAAGCUUGAAUACACCAAAAUCAAGAUUUUUCGACCAGAAAGUAUUCGUGCAAAACGUGAACAUAUAGUUGGGGACAUUUAUGAGUGGCAGUUAAGUAAUCGCAAUGAACCAACAAAUAUCUUGCUAAUCUCAGGAGAGAUCCUCGACUGCAAUCAAUACGUCGGGGCUCUCCAACUCUCUAUAGAUUACAAUGGCAAUGUUCUCUUGGCACUUCCUAGAGACCCAUCUGAAUCGGUAAUUGGUGUUUCAAGAUCAAUUUGGCUUUGGUCUAGUCUAUCAAAAGGAGGGGACCCUCUCAUUGAGGAAACCAAAAGCUUGGAAGUCGUUAAUACUCUAUCUACUCCUCCUCGCACUGAACCGCCACUACUAUGUCUUAACUGUUAUAAGAAGCCGAUUGACACAACAGAACCCGUAUGCCAACAAACCAGCAUUCUGGACAAAUUCUCCUCGGCUGAGGUAGGCGUCUUAUGGGAUCUGGAUGUUUGUCCAAUCCCAUGUGGUCUCACUCCUGGGCGGAUCUAUCCUAAUAUCAAAACAGCUCUCCGUAAUAUGGGUUACUAUGUUAUAAGAAGCCGAUUAACACACAACCUGUAUGCCAACAAACCAGCAGCAUUCCGGACAAAUUUUCCUGCGUCUUGGGAUCUGGAUGUUUGUCCAAUCCCAUGUGGUCUCACUCCUGCGUGGAUCUAUUCUAAUAUCAAAACAGCUCUCCAUAAUAUGGGUUACUAUGGUAAGGUCUAUGUCUCUGCUCUUGAGAAGCUCGUGAACAUAGAAGAGUUUAAAUCUGCCAGAAUCAACCUUGUGCAACCAGAAAAUGGUCGUGCAAAACGUGAUAACAUGAUUACGGACGUUUAUAUGUGGGGAAUAAACCAUCGUCUUGCACCAACAAAUUUGAUGCCUAUCAAAUGGAGGGAGCCCUCUAAGCUCGCACAGUGGACUAUGUCUUUCCUGAAGGUGGAUGCGUUCCGACUCAAGGGAUUAAACCGUGAUCGUCAACCUCCUGCUGGAAUUAGGAUUACGUUGUCCAAAGCAUGGAAGUUGGAGGGUAGAAAGUUUUGUUUCCGUUGCGGAGCUUUAACUCAAGCUGAAAGUGAGUGUAAUGAGGCACAACAGAUUCAACCAAUGUUUGAGGAACUGCCUAAUCCUUAUCAGAUUGUUCCGCAAGAAGAAGGGUCAAAGCCAUGA